Molecule: messenger RNA, 1281 nt
Organism: Mycena indigotica
Lineage: Eukaryota; Fungi; Basidiomycota; Agaricomycetes; Agaricales; Mycenaceae
Product: DUF659 domain-containing protein
Exons: 5
Coding region: 1-1281 (426 amino acids)
Source: RefSeq, a predicted model, not a curated record
AUGCCCCGGAAAGUCCAUCCAUUCCUCGAGCUCUACUACACUGUCCUCGGCAAAGUAGCCAACAAAUCUGAGCACAACGUCUAUAUCUGGGGCAAGGCUAGCGAGGGCACUGUUGUGCAUGAUGCGGCACCACCAGCAAAGAAACAUAAAGUAGUUCAGAAGGCCAAACAGGCAAACCUAAACGGCUACGUCGACCACCCCAUGACGAAGGUGCAACAGACGACUGCAAAUCGCAAACUUCUGCGAUACUUCAUUCACUCGAAUACAGCCUUCAUUAAUGCCAACAAUAUCUUUCUGGCUGACUUCACAAAUGAAAUCUGUCCCUCAUUCAACAUUGCCUCCUGCACUACAAUGUCAACUCUUCUUCUCGACGCCGAAUUCAGCGAUGUCCAUCUUGGGAUGGUCAAAGAGUUGACCACUUGGCAGCGAAGCGGGACAUUGCUUAUAGAUGGGUGCGAGGAUAUCUUACACCGCUCCUUGUAUGGCACUGCAGCUGCUCGUGUUGGGGAACCCACUAUUGUGAUGGGCUUAAAGGACCUGACUGGAUCACGGGGAAGCGCGGAGAAGAUACUUGAGGCAGCGCAGGACUCGAUGAAGAGGAUGGGAAUCAAGAACGCAGGUUGCUUUCUUGCUGCUGUCACCGACAAUCCAAUGGUGAUGAAGGCCGUUCGAAAAGAAGCUAGAGAACAAGUACAAGUGGUUAAUUACCUUGGCGUGCUGGGCUCAUGGUCUCAACACACUUAUUGGCGAGAUUUGUCGCUACCCACCUCGCAUUAUUGGGGUGGGCAGUUGAAGACCAUGGCUGCACUAGAAAACAUUAAUCGUGGGCUGAAAAAGAACUGUGAUUCCCAAUGGUACGCACUGAUUCUGCUAUUGCGCAGCGUCUCUGCAUACCAGGUUCCACUCAACACCAUUGUUGCUCGUCCCAACGCUCGUGUCCAAACCAAUGGCUUUUCCGUCAUAAAUGUCGAUGUUGUUCGCAUUAUCCGAGACCCCGAUGAUUGCUUCUGGUCAACAAUCAGCCAGAUAAUUCGGGUCGCCAAGCCGUUUGUCGAUUCAAUUGCACAAUCAGAGGGUCGGAACGUCACUCUGGCUGAUUGUAUGCUGAAUUUCCUUGGGGCUGCGUAUCAGCUGGCAGAGCUUAAAGACGAGCCUGGAGAUGUUACCACAUUCAAGAGCCAUGCAUUUGCUGUUGUUGACAAGCGAUUUCGCAUGAUGGCAACUCCGAUCCACCAGCUCGCCCUCUUUUUGCAUCCAUUGUGUCGAAAGAAACAGCGCUAA